Molecule: messenger RNA, 1481 nt
Organism: Dipodomys ordii (Ord's kangaroo rat)
Lineage: Eukaryota; Metazoa; Chordata; Mammalia; Rodentia; Heteromyidae
Gene: Psmc1
Product: proteasome (prosome, macropain) 26S subunit, ATPase, 1
Exons: 9
Coding region: 161-1264 (367 amino acids)
Biological process (GO): proteasome-mediated ubiquitin-dependent protein catabolic process
Cellular component (GO): proteasome regulatory particle, base subcomplex
Molecular function (GO): ATP hydrolysis activity; ATP binding; proteasome-activating activity
Source: RefSeq, a predicted model, not a curated record
CAAGAAAAAGAAAUAUGAACCUCCUGUACCAACUAGAGUGGGGAAAAAGAAGAAGAAAACAAAGGGACCAGAUGCUGCCAGCAAACUGCCACUGGUGACACCUCACACUCAGUGCCGCUUAAAAUUACUGAAGUUAGAGAGAAUUAAAGACUAUCUUCUCAUGGAGGAAGAAUUUAUUAGAAAUCAGGAACAAAUGAAACCAUUAGAAGAAAAGCAAGAGGAGGAAAGAUCCAAGGUGGAUGACCUGAGGGGGACCCCGAUGUCAGUAGGCACCUUGGAGGAGAUCAUCGAUGACAAUCAUGCCAUCGUGUCUACAUCUGUGGGCUCUGAGCACUACGUCAGCAUCCUUUCAUUCGUGGACAAAGAUCUGCUGGAACCAGGCUGCUCAGUCCUGCUCAACCACAAGGUGCACGCAGUGAUAGGGGUGCUGAUGGAUGACACAGACCCCCUGGUCACAGUGAUGAAGGUGGAAAAGGCUCCCCAGGAGACAUAUGCAGAUAUUGGGGGCUUAGACAACCAAAUCCAGGAAAUUAAGGAAUCUGUGGAGUUGCCUCUCACCCAUCCUGAAUAUUAUGAAGAGAUGGGUAUAAAACCCCCUAAGGGAGUCAUUCUCUAUGGUCCACCUGGCACAGGUAAAACUCUGUUAGCUAAAGCAGUAGCAAAUCAAACCUCAGCCACUUUCUUGAGAGUGGUGGGCUCAGAACUUAUUCAGAAGUACCUAGGCGAUGGGCCCAAACUUGUACGGGAAUUGUUUCGAGUUGCAGAAGAACACGCACCAUCCAUCGUGUUUAUUGAUGAAAUCGAUGCCAUUGGGACCAAAAGGUACGAUUCAAAUUCUGGAGGUGAGAGAGAAAUUCAGCGAACCAUGCUGGAGUUGUUGAACCAGCUGGAUGGCUUUGAUUCAAGGGGGGAUGUGAAAGUUAUCAUGGCCACUAACCGGAUAGAAACUUUGGAUCCAGCACUGAUCAGACCAGGCCGCAUUGACAGAAAGAUUGAGUUCCCCCUGCCUGAUGAGAAGACAAAGAAGCGUAUCUUCCAGAUUCACACAAGCAGGAUGACGCUGGCUGAUGACGUGACUCUAGAUGACUUGAUCAUGGCAAAGGAUGACCUCUCUGGGGCUGACAUCAAGGCAAUUUGUACAGAAGCUGGUCUGAUGGCCUUGAGAGAACGCAGAAUGAAAGUAACAAAUGAAGACUUCAAAAAAUCUAAAGAAAACGUUCUUUAUAAGAAACAAGAAGGCACGCCUGAGGGGCUCUAUCUCUAGGACCCACAGCAGCCUCAGGAAGGUGCUGGCGUUUCCCUGGUCCUUCAGUGGGAUGCAGUGAGGGCUGCCCCAAGGAAUCCAUGGGUCAGUUGGAUUUUAUUACAGAACACCCUUUGUUUUGGGAGUGUGGCUUGUAGGUUGCCCGUCAGGCAGUCUCUGUCUGCUCACUGUGCUGUGCUGCACUCUGUGUCCCAAUAAAGUGUGCUUCUCACAAACA